Messenger RNA from Staurois parvus, 642 nucleotides. The record is from the annotation of a GenBank genome assembly. NCBI's taxonomy places the organism in Eukaryota, Metazoa, Chordata, Amphibia, Anura, Ranidae.
UGUAGUGGCAAUCGCUCUUCGAAGACCUUCAAACCAAAGAAGAGUAUUCCUGAAGGCUCCCACCAGUAUGAGCUGCUCAAACAUGCAGAAGCCACUCUGGGCAGUGGAAACCUCCGCAUGGCUGUCAUGUUACCAGAAGGGGAGGACCUCAAUGAAUGGGUGGCUGUGAAUACUGUGGAUUUUUUCAACCAGAUCAAUAUGUUAUAUGGAACCAUUACAGAUUUCUGCACAGAAGAGAGUUGUCCAGUAAUGUCUGCUGGACCCAAAUAUGAAUAUCAUUGGGCUGAUGGAACCAACAUAAAGAAGCCAAUUAAGUGUUCUGCCCCUAAAUAUAUUGAUUAUCUGAUGACUUGGGUGCAAGACCAGCUUGAUGAUGAAACUCUCUUUCCUUCAAAAAUCGGGGUUCCAUUUCCAAAGAACUUUAUGUCUGUAGCUAAAAUCAUAUUAAAACGACUUUUCCGGGUUUACGCCCACAUCUAUCACCAGCACUUUGACUCAGUGAUCCAACUGCAGGAAGAGGCACAUCUCAACACAUCUUUCAAGCACUUUAUAUUUUUUGUCCAGGAAUUUAACUUAAUUGACAGAAGAGAACAAGCUCCCCUGCAGGAACUAAUUGAAAAGCUGACCUCAAAAGACAGAUAA